This is a messenger RNA of Endocarpon pusillum Z07020, 597 nucleotides long. RefSeq lists its product as uncharacterized. The record is from RefSeq and is a predicted model, not a curated record. The transcript has a single exon. Gene Ontology annotation, molecular function: protein binding. The coding region runs from base 1 to 597 and encodes 198 amino acids. Lineage: Eukaryota; Fungi; Ascomycota; Eurotiomycetes; Verrucariales; Verrucariaceae.
AUGGCAAUGCUCAUUCCGGCGGACACCCAAAAUAAGGAGUAUCGUUACCGAAGAUCGCUUAUACCACAUAUGGAUGCCUGCUUUGCAUUACAUGAAAAUGGGAUCUUUCAUCUCUGCAAAGUGGAUCCUGGACUAGCAAAUCUCUGUUCAGCCUAUGCAAGGGUUUCCUGCGCCAUCUACAGCGAGCACGGCCAGCCAGGAAAGGCGCCAAGACUAAUAGAGAAAGUGGUGGACAUGCAAAAGCAAACUUUUGGUGGAGAGAACUCCUUAACACUUGAGUCGUUAGGAUAUCUCGCACGCAGUUAUAGUCGGGUAGAUCGAGAGGUAGAGGCAUUGCAAUUGAGGAAAAGGCUUCUAGAGAUGUCAAAGCAUACGCUGGGUGAGAAGGAUCCUGUCACCCUCACCUCGAUGGCCAAUCUCGCCUCCAGCUACUCGUCGUUAAAUCAACAUGAGGAGCAGCUGCGGCUCAUGGAAGUAGUGGUAGAAACGGCGAAACGGACACUAGCUGAGGAGCAUGUUUUUACUUUUAACAUGACACUUUCUCUUGCGCUUAUAUAUUGCAUGUCAGGUCGAUAUAGAGAGGCGUGGAUCCAGUAA